CCCGCCGCCGCCAUCUUUGUUAGGGGCGCCGGGCCGGGGGUCUGGAGAUGCCGAAGUCGUGCGCGGCCCGGCAGUGCUGCAACCGCUACAGCAGCCGCAGGAAGCAGCUCACCUUCCACCGGUUCCCGUUCAGCCGGCCCGAGCUGCUGAAGGAAUGGGUGCUGAACAUCGGCCGCGGCAACUUCGAGCCCAAGCAGCACACGGUCAUCUGCUCGGAGCACUUCCGCCCCGAGUGCUUCAGCGCCUUCGGGAACCGCAAGAACCUGAAGCACAACGCGGUGCCCACGGAGUUCGCCUUCCGGGACGCCAGGCAGGCCCUGUCACAGCGGCCCCGGCCCCAGCUGGUGCGGGAAGACACAGCGGCCGGCCAGGGUGGGAAUGCCGACUCUGAGAAGGACAAGGUCCUCCCAGCAGCCGAGGCCAGGGAGCACGGGCCGGAGAGAGAGACGGAUCCUGCCCUCGAAGGGCCGCAGCCGCCUCCCAGCGCCGGAGACCCUGUGGGGCAGGUCCUGCCGUGUACACCGGAAGCAGCUGAGGCCCCUGCUCAGCCGGCCAGCCCCCCGCAGCCGUCUGAUCACAGCUACGCCCUUUUGGACUUAGGGGCCCUAAAAGAGAAACUGUUUGUGACCCUGAAGGAAAACGAAAAGCUCCGGAAGCGCUUGAAGGCCCAGAGGCUGGCGAUGCGGGGGCUGUGCCGCCGCCUGGGAGCCCACGGAGCGGGGCGGCCGGGCCCCCGGCCAGAGCAGCAGAGCUGAGCCCGGCAGCCCGGCCUUCUCAUCCGAGCCCGGGAGGUGGGACCGCGGUUCGGGGCUCUGGCCACGAGCCUUUCAGUCCUGCAGCGGACGGGGCAGCGAGGCACGCCAGGCGAGGAGCCCAGCGCGGCCUCAGGUGCGGCGGCGGCGGGCUGUGAACGUGAGGAACGUGGUCAUCAGUGGCUGCCCCAGCUGUCCACUCGGCACGAGCCAGGCCAGCGUCCUCAGAACCACGGCAGACUGAGCAGAGUGGCCGACACCCCCGCGGGGAGGGACUUGGUGCAGGGGUCACUCCCACCACACCAGAGCGGGGACGGAGGACUCGGGCAGCAGGCUGGGCCCUCCACUGCCUGGCCAGCCAGCUCCGGCCUCUGUUCUGAGGAUGCCUCCCCGGCCUGGUUUGAUGGAACUGGGCGACCAAGCGUCUCCCUACACUGCAGGGAAGGAACGCGGGCCCUGGCCGGGGUGCUCAGUUGGUUAGAGCGCCAUCCCAAUACGCUGAGGUUGGGGUUUAACCUCCGGUCAGGGCACAUACUAGAAGCAACCAGAGGGCACAAAUCCAUGGGACAACAAACCCAUGUUUCUCUCAAUUAAAAAACAGUCCUGGGCCCGGCUGGUGUGUCUCAGUGGUUGAGCGUUGACCUAUGAACCAGGUCACAGUUCAAUUCCCAGACAGGACACAUGCCCAGGCUGUGGACUCCAUUCCCAGUGGGGAGAAUGCAGGAGGCAGCUGAUUGAUGAUUCUCAUAAUUGAUGUUCCUCUCUCUGUGCAUCUCUGAAAUCAAUAAACAAUACAUUUAAACAAAUUAAAAAUAGUCCUGGCCUGUGUGGCUCAGUUAAGCGUCACCCCGUGCAUCAGAAGGUUGCUGGUUUGAUCCCUGGUAGGGGGCUGCGGGAGGCAUCAGAUCCGUGUU
Eptesicus fuscus (big brown bat) is the source of this 1666-nucleotide messenger RNA. RefSeq names its product THAP domain containing 3 (gene THAP3). The record is from RefSeq and is a predicted model, not a curated record. NCBI's taxonomy places the organism in Eukaryota, Metazoa, Chordata, Mammalia, Chiroptera, Vespertilionidae.